AUGCAGGCGGCACUGCAGCAGCAGCAGCAGCUCGCGCAGCAGCAGCAGCUGCUGCAGCAGCACGCCGCUGCCCCCCGCCAGCUGGUCCUCUCAGAAACCACUCGGCCUCUCAGCAGCAACGAUUCCCGUCCAGAUCCUUUGCCUGUUCUAGUUCAACACUCUUCUUCCCUCGUUGCUGCGCAGCCCGUUGGCCGCCUCAUUCCCACGAACGUCAGGCCCCCCCAGUGUCUUGCUGCUGCAGCACCUCUGUACAACAAAGCAGCAGAAGAGUUGUGCCGCUCGCUGAAGGCAAUUGGCUGCUUCUCCGUCAGCAACUCUGUGGCAGCUUCCUUGAGCAGAGAGGCAAGAAGAGUUCAACUGCUUGCAAAAUCGAAGAAGCAGCAGCAAGAGAAGUCGCAGCAGGAGGCCGCAGCAGCAGCAGCAGCUGCUGCUGCUGCGGCGGCGGCGCGGGAGCAGGAGCAGCAGCGGCAGCAGGAAGAAGCCAGGAAGCAGCAGGAAGCAGCAGCAGCAGCAGCAGCAGCAAGACAAAAGCUGCAAGAAAUCGAUGCUUCUCAUUUGCUGUGUCUUGCUGGGCCAUCUCCCGCGCAGCUGAAACAGCAAAGAGCGCGGAGAGCAGCACUGCAGGCGCAGCAGCAGCAGCAGCAGCUCCUGUGGCAGCAGCAGCAGCAGCAGCAGCAAAUGCUGCAGCAGCAGCAGCAUAUCGAGCAGCAGCAGCAGCAAGACUUCUUCAUGCAGCAGCAAAUGCUCUACCCAUCAGAGGAACAAUGGAACAACCAACAAGAAUCCUAUUACAGCUACUCCUCUUUUGACUCCCAACAGCAGCACCAGCAGCAGCAACAGCAGCAGCUGCAGCAGCAGCAGCAAAUGGACCGCGAUGCCUUGCGGCAGCAGAUUCUGCUGCAGGAAGAGAGGAUCGCUCAGCUUCAGCAGCAGCUAAUGGAGCACCAGCAGGCCCGAGAGCAGCGGCGAGCAGCAGCAGCAGCAGCAGCACCAGCAGCGGAUGAGGCGUACACCAGCCACGACAGCAGCAGCAGCAGCAGCAGCAGCAGCCCCUUGAGGAGCUCUUCUGCUGCUUCUUUCCUCAGCAGCAAAAUGCCGCAGCAGCAAAACAGAUUUGCCAGCGAUUCAGCAGAAGAUGGAAAACAACUCAGGAGAGACAAAGACAAAGCAAGCCUAAACCCCAAACCCUAA
Molecule: messenger RNA, 1191 nt
Organism: Eimeria tenella
Lineage: Eukaryota; Apicomplexa; Conoidasida; Eucoccidiorida; Eimeriidae
Exons: 4
Coding region: 1-1191 (396 amino acids)
Source: RefSeq, a predicted model, not a curated record